GUGGUGGGACGACCGAACCGAAACCUUUGUGUGUAUAAAAAUGUCUCAAGGGAGAAGGACACCACUUAUUGUGUCUCAAGAUCUCUGACAGCAUGAACUUAUAUUUGACUAUCGUGAACAUGGCCUUGGUUUUGGCUCUUCCCCAAGGAAGUUGGGCCGCCAGCGAAGCUGAGAUCUUGAGGGAGAUCUUCGCUCGAAAUGAUUUUGCCCGGACCAAACCACCCGGAGUGGGUCCCAAUGGCACCACAGAUGUUCAGUUUGGAAUCGCUCCCAUGUGGUUGGAAAUGACCGCCCAAGGCGUGAUCAGAGGCAAGAUGUGGUACCGAUUCCUUUGGGCGGACCAACGGUUGACGUGGAAAACGGAGGAAGACUUACUGGUGUCCUCAUUGAAGGUGCACCCAACUCAAAUUUGGAUGCCAGACCUCUUUCCUUACAACAGAUUCGACUCGCACAAUCCCAUGUUUGCCUUCCAAUCGGCUGAAUCAGCUUCUAAUGCGGUUGUCAUGCCCACGGGCAGCGUGCUUUUCGUUCCGGAGAUGGGUCAGAAAUUUAUUUGCUCCGAUGUGGACUUGGACAACUUUUGGGGGGAGCAGGAAUGUUUUUUCAAGUUCGGUUCGUGGACCUACAAUGGCCACAUGUUGAAUGUGGUCCCUUACGAGGGCAAGACCGAGCUUGAUCUGGAAGAAUACGAGAAAUCCAGUCCGCUUUGGAUUAAGAGAAGUUCCAUCAAACGCGUGGUCAAAUAUUAUCCUUGUUGUGUGGAGCCGUUUCCGCAUUUAUUGAUUUCUGUCACCGUCCAAAGAAAGUUCAUCGUCCAGGAGAAUGGAGCGGGGGUUAUUUUCAACCCUCUAAUACCCCGAGAACAUAAAGAUUGUGUGUAAAAAAUGAUGAGUAAAGAAAAGUCCUCUGUACAAAUAUUUUUACUUCA
Messenger RNA from Tigriopus californicus, 928 nucleotides. RefSeq names its product acetylcholine receptor subunit alpha-type acr-16-like. Bases 93 to 881 code for a protein of 262 amino acids. The transcript has 3 exons. Gene Ontology annotation, molecular function: extracellular ligand-gated monoatomic ion channel activity; neurotransmitter receptor activity; transmembrane signaling receptor activity. NCBI's taxonomy places the organism in Eukaryota, Metazoa, Arthropoda, Copepoda, Harpacticoida, Harpacticidae. Gene Ontology annotation, biological process: signal transduction; nervous system process; chemical synaptic transmission. Gene Ontology annotation, cellular component: synapse; membrane; neuron projection. The record is from RefSeq and is a predicted model, not a curated record.